This is a messenger RNA of Pollicipes pollicipes, 4031 nucleotides long. RefSeq names its product mannosyl-oligosaccharide glucosidase-like. Gene Ontology annotation, molecular function: Glc3Man9GlcNAc2 oligosaccharide glucosidase activity. Gene Ontology annotation, biological process: protein N-linked glycosylation; oligosaccharide metabolic process. The record is from RefSeq and is a predicted model, not a curated record. Gene Ontology annotation, cellular component: endoplasmic reticulum membrane. NCBI's taxonomy places the organism in Eukaryota, Metazoa, Arthropoda, Thecostraca, Pollicipedomorpha, Pollicipedidae.
UAUUGCAAAACAUUUUGGCCGGUUCGGAAUGAUGCCAAACAAUGUGUCCGUGCCUUGCUGUGGAUAUCACUCGUGGCUCAUGCCAUGAGUAUGUUGAUGGCUCUGACCCAAGUAAUUUAGGAUUGUCAAUUGUGGAUAAUUCAUCGCAGCAGUACUUAUACAGUAUUUUGUUAAUAUUGUUAAAUGCAUCGUGCAUUAUGGACUGACUAAAAGUGUGAAAGCUUAAUGCUGUUGAUUAGUUCAGAUUUAAUGGGUUGGUGGUCUACCUUCCCCUCAGCUAAUAAAAUGCUGAAGAAUAUGAUAAAGGAUGGACUUAGACCUAUCAUGCACAUCACAUCUUUGGCAACCAUCUUUGUGUGUGGAAUUUUGAUCUGUGAUGAUAUGGCUAACAAAUUGUGUAACAGUGUUUUGGUCAUAGAUGGGCAUCAAAUAAGGAUUUUUAGUUUAAAAUGUUAUCCAGUGUUGAGAUUCCUGGGGGGUUGACAUACAAUACAUGAAAAGGUCUUAAUGCAGAUUGAGUGUUCCCAAAACCCUAAAAACACUUCUGAGCAAAACAUCCAAGGAUUUAAGUCUCCUGGUUUUGUCAGUAUCUUUCUUUGCACUAGGGUUUCUCUCUUCAUUGUACCAUAUUUUUGGGAAGUUCUGAACACUACCUUAAUGGGAGGUAACAUAAUGUAGGUAUUUAUUACUUUUGAUUGCCGCAAUAUUUGUUCCAUAGCAUCUUGGUGGAAGACAGGGUACAGACAUGAUGCUAUCUAAUGGCAUUUGUAAUUAUUUGGUGUUGAGGCUGUGUUUCAGAAUCAGAAUGUUCUGUGUCCUGCUGACAAUAGUUUAAACCAAGAAAUGGUGAAAAUGUAUUUUUGUGGAGGACUUUUCCUUUUGACAGUAGAUUAGUCCAGUAACACAAAUGGGCAUAUGUUAGAGCAGGAGGUAGCAACUGGACUGGCUCAUACUCUGUGGUUUGUAAUCAUAUUGCCAAUGGGUAUGUAUGUUGCUGACCCAAAUGGGUAUGUUUGUUCUUUGUGCAUGGACAUGUUGAGAACACUGGGCUGGGGAGGUAGUUCAUUGUCUCCUGGGAUCAACAUAACCAGCCAUGUUGUCAAUAGAUAAGUACAAAUAACAUGUGAAGUGUGCAAAGAAUCUUAAGAAUCUUCAUCUUAGAUUUAUCACCUCAAAACCACUAAGUUAUUAUUAUGGUUGAAAACAUAAGCAAUGUGUUGUUACUUAAUAAGCAUGCAAGCAUGGUUCUGAAGGUAGGGCAAUGCUGUCUUGCUGUGGGGCCGAAGCUUCCUGUGUUUUGACCAUGCCAUAUCUACCAGCAUUCAUGGAACAAACAUUCCACAGCACAACUUGUAGCACAAAGAGGCACUUAUCCAAAUCAAAACAGCUCAGUCCAGCUCUCCCCCCCAUCCCAUCAAAGCAUCCAGACUGACAAAGCACCUGUUUUUGGGGGACAGCAUGGGCAAGGCGAGGCACCGAAGCGCGGGCGGCGCGGCGGCGGCCGGGCGCGCACCGUACCCGCGUCAGAAGCGCGCUCCGCCUGGCGCGCCGGCCAGCCUGCCGUCACUGCUGGUGUGGUUCGCUGCUGGCGCGCUGCUCUCAGUCGGUGGCUACCUCGCCUACCAGGGCUACAUGGAGCGGCGCGUCAACACGCCGCUGGCGGCGCCCAAGGCGGCCGAGCCGAUCCGGCCGGACGACCGCUACUGGGGCUCCUACCGGCCGGGCGUGUACUUCGGCAUGAAGAGCCGCCACCGGCGCUCGCCCGUCACCGGCCUCAUGUGGUUCACGCCGGCCACGUUCCAGGGCGGAGACCUGCCACUCAGACACUGGUGUGAGCAGGGCGACAACCUCUCCAGCUACGGUUGGCAGCAGCACGACGGCCGAUAUUUCGGCGUGCAGGAGCUGGUGGACAAGCACGUGCGGCUGGAAACGACGUUCGUCAAGCAGCCGGGCGGCGACCACGGUGGUGACUGGACCGCUCGCAUCAAGGCAACGCCCAAGACCCCGGAGCUUGACGGUCUGCAGAUCUCCCUGCUGUACUACGUGGCGCUGGACGACGAGGCGGGCCCGGCCGACCGUCUCUCUGUGGACGCUGCCGGCGACACGCUGCGCGCCGUGCACGGCUCCAGCGAGGCGCUCGGCGACUUCCGGCUGACGUUCCACGCGGCGCGCGGCCGCCUGCAGCGCCAGUUCUUCCUGGCGGCGCGCGCGCCCGGCCUCCACCAGCUGCGCGAGACGGCCGUACGCGGCUUCCGGCUGGUGCAGACGUCCGACCAGCGCUACAUCGGCCUGGUCGGCGAGAUGUUCGGGGCGGGCGUCGAGCGCCGCCCCAACUUCGUCGUGUUCCAGGCGGUGGCGGCGGCGCCGUUCGAGCUGGAGGUGCGCUUUGAGUCGGCGAGCGCGGACGCGUCGCGGCCGGCCGCGCUCGGCGGCGAGCUGUACGAACGACUGCUGGCGGAGCGGCGGCGCCUGUUCGAGCGGACGUUCGAAGCCAAGUUUGGCCUUGCCGCCAAGGGGUACAGUGAGGAGGAAGUGCGGUUCGCGCAGGCGACCAUGAGCAACCUAGUGGGCGGGGUGGGAUAUUUCUACGGCACAUCCCUGGUGCAGUCGCACCACAACAAAGAGCCGGUGCCGUACUGGCCGGCGGCCCUCUACUCGGCCGUGCCGUCGCGUAGCUUCUUCCCACGUGGCUUUCUCUGGGACGAGGGCUUCCACAACCUCCUCAUCUCGCAGUGGGACAUGGAGAUCGCCAAAGACAUCGUGGCGCACUGGCUGGACCUGAUGAACGUGGAAGGGUGGAUCCCGCGCGAGCAGAUCCUCGGCUCAGAGGCGCUCAGCAAGGUGCCCGGCGAGUUUGUCGUGCAGCGCAACACCAACGCCAACCCGCCGACACUGCUGCUGUCGCUGCACUCGAUGAUGCACGCCAUGGGCGACGCGCCCGGCGUGGCGUACCUGCAACGCCUGUGGCCGCGACUGCAGGCGUGGUACGCCUGGUUCAACACCACGCAGGCGGGCGAGCUGCCGGGUGCGUAUCGGUGGCGCGGCCGCGACCCGCGCGCCGCCGCCGAGCUCAACCCCAAGACGUUGACGUCCGGGCUGGACGACUUCCCGCGCGCCUCGCACCCCAACGCCGACGAGCGGCACGUGGACUUGCACUGCUGGAUGACGCUGGCGUCGGCGCUGCUGGCCGACAUCGCCGUGGCCAUCGGCGAGCCGGCGGACGCGUACCGGCAGACGCACGCCCUGCUGGCCGACGGCGCGCGGCUCGACGCGCUCCACUGGUCUGAGGCCGACGGCGCGUUCGCCGACUUCGGCCUGCACACGGACGCGGUGCGGCUGGUACGGCCGGCGCCGGCGCCGGAGCGCGCCGGCCAGCGGCCGCCGCCACCGCCCGGCCUCGUCCGCCAGACGGACGAGCAGCCGGUACUGCGCUUCGUGAGCGCGCGCGGCUACGUGGGCCUGUUCCCGCUGCUGCUGCAGGUGCUGGAGCCGGCGUCGCCGCGCCUGGGCCGCCUUCUCGCCGACCUGGAGGACCCGAACCUGCUCUGGACCGAGUUCGGGCUGCGCUCCCUCGCCAAGUCGGCGCCGCUCUACAUGCGCCGCAACACCGAACACGACCCGCCCUAUUGGCGCGGCCCGAUCUGGGUCAACAUCAACUUUCUGGCCGUGCGCGCGCUGCGCCACUACGCCACGGCGCAAGGCCCGCACCAGGAGCGCGCGCGGCGCGUCUAUGAGCGCCUGCGCGCCGCGCUCGUGCGCAAUAUCGUCAAAGAGUACAAGCGGACGGGGUUCGUGUGGGAACAGUACAACGACAAGACGGGCUGGGGCCAGGGCUGCAGACCCUUCACGGGCUGGUCGGCGCUGGUGGUGCUCAUUAUGGCGGAGACGUACUAGUCGCCCUGCGGCGCGCGCACAGCGCGCCAGGGCAGUUCGCGUGUUGCGGUUUUUGACUGUUUUACAUUCCCGGUGUAUGUUUGAGCGAAGGGAUCUGCGGAGUCCGGGAUGUCUGCUGAAUACAAGGGCUUCGUUGA